Molecule: messenger RNA, 1849 nt
Organism: Haplochromis burtoni (Burton's mouthbrooder)
Lineage: Eukaryota; Metazoa; Chordata; Actinopteri; Cichliformes; Cichlidae
Gene: pex16
Product: peroxisomal biogenesis factor 16
Exons: 11
Coding region: 175-1203 (342 amino acids)
Biological process (GO): peroxisome organization
Cellular component (GO): peroxisomal membrane
Source: RefSeq, a predicted model, not a curated record
UGUUUGCCAACAGACAAUAAAAAGCAAUGGCAGGCGGAAGAAGAAGAAGAAGAAGAAGCGGACGUUUACGAUAUACUUUUGGAAUACAGGAGUAAGAAGUCACACAAGUAGAUUAGCUGGUCUGUUGUGAGCACAGCGGUUAAAUGCAGGGUGUGUCUUUCAGAGAAAGCUGAAAUGUCUCACGUUAAGGAGUAUCUGGACAAAGUGACGCGCAUUUAUGAGCGCUACACGGAGUACGUGAGGAGAAACCCAGCUGCCACCGCGCAGCUGGAGAGUACCGUGCGCACUGUCUCUUACCUGCUCGCAGGGAGAUUUACAGAUUCCCAUGAAAUAUCUGAACUAGUGUACUCUGCCUCCAAUCUCCUGGUGCUAUUCAAUGACCACAUUCUGCGCAAAGGGCUGAGAUGUACCUUCCCUGUGUCCAUCUCUCAACAGAGGCUCCUGACGUGGCUGUCUGUGCUGGAGUAUGUGGAGGUCUUCCUGGAGAUGGGGGCCUGUAAGCUGUGGGGUGAAGUUGGACGAUGGCUUGUCAUUGGACUUAUUCAGAUUUUUAAGGCAGUUUUUCGGAUUGUGCUUCUUCUGUGGUACAAAUCUGGCAUCCAGACUUCACCUCCCAUAAUCCCCCUUGACAGAGGUGGAGACUUUUCUGGUGAAGAUGAAAGUAACACAGAGCAGCAGGAAGACACCUGCUUUGUGGGCCAGAGGUCAGGACGAGUCAUUAGGCCGCUCGGCAGUGCUCCCUCGCUGCAGACCCGGCUCUGGGGAGCACAGAGUCACAAAAAGCAAAGGAGCAGCUUAAAGGAAACACUCAACAGCCAACCAACACCUCUGGGGCUCCAAGAGACAAUUGCUGAGUCUGUGUACAUCGCACGACCCCUGGCGCACCUACUCUGCCUUGGACUCUUUGGAAAACAGUCUUGGAAGCCAUGGCUUAUCUCUGGAGUCCUUGAACUAUCCAGCUUCGCUGCGCUCAGCGACAUCAAAUUUCAAAAUCGAUGGGAGAGGGGCGAGAUGAGGAGGAGAGCCUUUCUGUUGUUCUACUACCUUCUGCGUUCCCCCUUCUAUGACAAAUACUCUGAGGAAAAGAUUCUGUUCCUGCUCAGACUUUUGGCUGAUCAUGUUCCAGGAGUCGGGCUUGUGGCACGUCCCCUGAUGGAUUAUCUCCCCACCUGGCAGAAGAUCUACUUCUACAACUGGGGCUAAAACCUGCACUCGGAUCUUUGACGUUUGCUAAUCAGCUGGAGAAACUGCACAAAGGACCCAUCAGUUGCCAGGAUGGAACAGAGACACAGACUCUUGCAAUAAUUCCUCAGAAAUCAGAUAAAAUGAUUGGAAAUGACUGGCCUGCAGUGAGGGACAAAAAUGAAAUCAUUACAGUUAUAAUUAAAAUCCCAGCGCUCAGCAGGUUUUUUGGUACACAAAAUAUGUCCUAAAUCUUUGCAGUGUAGACACACUAUGAGCCUGAUUUAUAGCAGAAUCUCUUUGAACUCCGCCCAUCAUUGCACUGCUUUAUCUGUCAAUAACAGAUGAUGUAUUUCAGCAGCUCGCUGCAGAGAGGAAGGUGGACCCAUGUAAAUACAGUGCGCCUACACGUUAUACAGGUUAAAGCAAAGCAUGUCUUCAUAAUACAUGAACUCAACACAAUUGCUCUCAUUUGCUGACAGUCUGCAUGCACAAAUAUAAUUUGUUAUUAUUGUUCUUGCUUUUUGGUAAUUUAUAGAUUUCCAAAUGCUCAAGAUUACAGUUGAAUAACCGACUGACAGGUUAGUCUGAGGUUAGCUGCAUUUUUUUCCUGUUUCUUGUGGUCUUUUUCUUUUUUUCAAAUCAACAUUAAAAUCCCAAAUCUGAA